This is a messenger RNA of Leishmania mexicana MHOM/GT/2001/U1103, 4527 nucleotides long. RefSeq lists its product as hypothetical. The record is from RefSeq and is a predicted model, not a curated record. The transcript has a single exon. NCBI's taxonomy places the organism in Eukaryota, Euglenozoa, Kinetoplastea, Trypanosomatida, Trypanosomatidae. The coding region runs from base 1 to 4527 and encodes 1508 amino acids.
AUGCCGCAGCAGCUGCCCACCCUUCUGCGCCAGCAGCAGGCGCAAUCGCCGCAGCCGCAGCCGCCGUCGCACGUGGCAUCCGUGAUGUCCUCCACUUCUGGCAGAGACAGCGCUGUAUUGUUCCGGAAGGAAAGCCGCGCAACCGUCUCUUCCGCGUCGAUUGCAUCGACACGGCGUUCUCUCCUUCCACCACACGCAGGGAUUUCCGCCGUAGUGCCCUCGCCAAGGCAGCGGCAGUUGCAGCACGGACGCAACGGCCCCGCCGCCGGGCUGAUCAAGGAGGCGGCCCCGGUAAGCAGGGUAUUGGUGCCGGUUGUCAAAGCCGUCGCCCCUGCGACGGCCACCUCAUCCAUCCCACACAGUACACCGCUCACUCGCAACAGUGUCGCUGCAACAGCGGCAGCGCCAUCGUCGCAUCUCGAGUCCGUCAGCCUUGGCCCCUCAUUGGCCAGAGACUCGUACCUGCCUCAUGUGCAGGGCUCCCAUGCACACGACAAUGCAAGUACCGGGCCCGACAUGCUUGCCCUGCAAGCCGCUACCACCGGCCUCUUUGUGCGGCACAUCCGCCUCGACAACCUACCCGAUGCGUCGCAGGACGACGCCGAUGGCGACGAUACCGGCACCGCCGUGCUGCGCGGUGGUGACAACAGUGACGCAGCAUCCCCCAUCGCCUCCCCCACGCUGGUGGGCACGGCCCCUGUGAAAUCCGCCGCGCUGCUCGAAACGGGUGUCGACGACCGCAUCAAUCCAUUUCUGCUCGAUCAGCUCAUCCAGCGAAGCCGCCGUCGAGCGCGCUCGACGGCCGCCGCCGCUGGAAAGCGCAGUGUCCAUCGGAUAGGGCAGCUGCAAGACGGGAUCAGGACGCCCACCAUCCUCAAAAUCACGGCUGCGAGUCCGCGGCGGGGCGGUGGCACGACUGACAUGGUGGUGGACAGUGCCGCCGCUGAGCUGCGCUAUCAUGAGCUGCCCGCGGUGCAGGAGGCCUCCGAGGCGUGCUACACCGCGGCCCCCGGCAACGGCGGUACGGGUGGUGGCACCACUUCGACAGCGGCGACGCAGCCCGACACGGGCGCACCGGCAGCCGCAGGGACGAAGCAAGUGUUCAACCUCAUCGCCGAGUACAACGACGACCUCGAUGCGGGGGAGACGCCCCAAGCCACAGCCCUUGGGAUGUCCUCCACCGAGCACGCCCACAUUGCCGCCGCAGUGAGCGCCAACGAUGGUGCCCUUGUGCGGCAACUUGUGGGGUACUACUGCGCGCGCGCUGAAGCCAUCGCCCCGACACGCACGUCAGCGCGCGCAGCAGUGGUGGAAGCCCCAACGCGAGCGAAUAUGCGGAGUCGCACAACGCUCAAGGACAGGAACGCGAAAAACGCUUCCGGCGCGGACGAGGGCGGUGUGACGUCAUCCCCUUUCCCCUUCACGUCCGCCGCACCGAACUUCUCGCUGCUCGACGCGGUGAUGUGCGUGAGUCGCGAGUUUGUGGCGCAGCGUUCGGCGGCUGGGGUUCCCGGCCAAAGUACCAGCGCGCUCAGCGAGCGACGCCGGUGUCUGCUGGAGCGCUUGACAAGCCUGGACCAGACGCGCAUCCCAGAGACAUGGUGGGUCACGAGCCUGCAGUACCUCGGCCGCCUCGCCACCGCGACAGGGACCGGAUCCAGCACAGCCACAUCGGCUGUCACGGCGUUGAUGUUUGCGACGCCGAUGACGGAAAAUCGCCCCGGCGCACCACAGAUGAGCAGCUCGAAUCGUGCAGGCCGCAGCGGCGGGAUAGCAUCGCCGCCGCCGGUGGAAGGUUGCGCGCUUGAGCAGCCGGGCGGGUCCGGCAGCGAGGCGGGCACGGGUGUGAGGAAUGGGAUCGAAAAGGUUACUGGGAUGCCGGCUGGUCCGGUAAGCAGCGGAACCCUCUGCGGCAGCGACGGUCAGCUCGUGUUUGGCGCCGUCUCGUCCCACCACACCAUCUUCCCUGCUCCCCGUCCGGUGGAACGGUCGCAGGUGUACCUCCUGGCGGAGGUGCUAGACCGCAUGCUGCGCGACCCGUCCCACCCGCAGUGGCUGGCGCUGCUUGCCGAUCCGCAGGUGGCGCGCUACGUACUCGGCGACGGCGACGAUAUAGAGGGCGACGACGGUCAACAACGCAGCAGCAGCCACGACACCCUUGACGCCGAUCUCUGGGGCACGCCUGGAGAGCAACGGCUCUUUGCCUACACGGACGCGGCCACACACGUGCUGGAAAUUCUUGACACUGGUCUUGCUGAGCUGGUGCGGCAAGUGGCGAGCUACUGUUUGGAGCGCGGCGCCUUGCUCGAUCUGCUCCGCCAGUCCACCAUGGACAUCGCCAGCGCCCAUGUGCACAUCCUCAGCCAGGUGAAGCGGCAGGCACACAUUGAUGCGCUGGAGGCGCAGACACUGCGAAAGGAGAAGGCGCAGCUUCAGCAACAACUCGAGGCGGUGCAGAAGGUGCUCGCGGAGCUGCGGAGCAGUCACGCCGAGCUCUGCACCCGCGUCGAGCCGCUCCAGCGCAAGAGCGACCGACUCGACGAACUCAUGGCGCGCGUUGCUGCCAAGGCGCGCCGCUUCGAAACCUUCCGCCACGACGAGAACGCCGCGCUGCUGCAGGUGCUGAAGGAGUCCAUGACGCAGUCCGCCGGUGCCGCGCUAGACAAUUUCUUCAAGGAGAUGCACGACUUGGAGGUGCGCCACAGUGGCCUUGAGGAAGCGGCCACGACGCAGCUGAACGGCAUCACGGGCGAAGCGGCAGGGUACAGCAGCGGUGACGGUGCGGCGUCGCCCAAGGCUACCGCCGAGAUGCCGUCCGUCGCGGCCGCGCGUAGUCAAGCCCUCGAGCAGCAGCAGAGGAUGGAGCAACUCUACACGGAGUCGCACCGACUGCUAUGCGGACUGCAGAACAUGGUGACCGCGACGAACGCGCUCUGUGGGCGACUCUAUGACAAGAUGAUCCUGAAAGACGUGUCACCCGCGGCCAAGGUCGCCACGUCUCGCUGGGCCUCCGUCGCGCGGGCCGUCGGCGCCUUCGAGAGGGAUAAGCGCCACCGCCACCGUGUGUGCGAGGUGUUCAUGGAGUACUGCACCUCAUACCGUCAUAAGCGCGGUGCCCGCGCAGAUCUUAAGGCGGGGCGAGAGGGCAGCGCGGCGUCAAGCAGCGUGAACCACGGUGACCGGCACACCUACAGCUGUGGCGAGGCGUUUCUGGUGGACGACAGUAAGGAAACGGGGUGCUCCGACAGCGGCGCGGGCAGCGAAGAUCCACUGCUGGCGCCCAGUAGGACCUCUGCGCGCCUGUCGUUCACGGAGGGGGCGACGCCAGACGAGGGGCCUCCGCGGCGCAACAACCUCACCGCGAAGGGCAAGGAAGACGUCGACAUUGACCAGGCCGCCUUCGCUGCCGGCGGCGUGCGGGAGCAGAUGCGGCACGAGGUGGUCAUGACGGGUGCCAUCAUCACCCGCGACGAUCUAGAGGCGAUGAAGGCAACGGAUUGCACGGUGGACGAAGUAAACGCCCUCUUUCGCAAGAACUUCGACAUGCACAAGUACCUGCGCGGAUCAUGGCAGCAGUACGUGCUAGAGCGCCAGCAACAGGAGCAGCAUGGCGCCGUGGUGGUGACCACUACGACAAGCGGCCCUGGCGGGAAGCAGACCACCGUGGAGAGCACGUACAUGCUGCGCUUGCCGGACGUGCUACAGAUGCUAAGCGACGUGCAAGCGACGCUGGCCGAGGUGACGGUGCGCAUGAACGCCAUGGCGAAGAGCGCCGUGUUGGAGGCUGGUCUGCAGCCGCCUCUUGAGCCCCCGUCGCACCCAGAGCAGCCCUGCCCGCUGUGCAGCCGCCGCGAUACGUGUGAGCUGGAGCGACAUCGGCGGCGUGAGGCAAUGUCCCGCAUUGCGCGUGACUUGCAACGGAAGAUGGAGGCAGUGGAGGCGAAAAGCCGUGCAGCGUUCACAGAGCGUGACCAGGCGCUGGGCGAGGUACGGCGGCUCAAGAUGGAGCUGCAGCACUUAGCCACGGUCACACCUACUCGUGGGCCGUCUGUGAUCGGAGCACAACAGUUGUCAGAGAUGCAGCCGGAAUCUCUUCAAGCAUACCGUCAGCAGCGACACACGUCUCCGCAAUGGCAAACAGGGGCGGACAGCACCUUCGCGGCUCCGCCCGUCCACCACGUACCUGCGUGGAACUUCGGCAGCGAGGCCAACAGCCCUGUUAGCAGCAGCAACAGCGCUGUGACCGGCGUCGCAGGUCGCUCAGAGAACUCAGCAGACGUGUCGACGGUGAUCCUCAGCCAGGCGGACAAGUGCACGGUCCCGCCCAUCGUUACUGGUACGAGCGGGGGGACGUCGGUGUCAGAGCGGCAGAAUCACAUUAGCUUCCUGGGAGACGCGCGUGUCGACGACAGCUUCACCACCUUGAGCUACAAAGAAGGCGACCACCUCAGCCACCCCUCCAUCCCUUCAAAACGCCGCACCACCGCCGAGAUGCCCAACGACACCACCGGUGACGCAACGCUGUAG